Messenger RNA from Ruditapes philippinarum (Manila clam), 1245 nucleotides. RefSeq names its product sarcoplasmic calcium-binding protein-like. The transcript is spliced from 3 exons. NCBI's taxonomy places the organism in Eukaryota, Metazoa, Mollusca, Bivalvia, Venerida, Veneridae. The coding region runs from base 16 to 726 and encodes 236 amino acids. Gene Ontology annotation, molecular function: calcium ion binding. The record is from RefSeq and is a predicted model, not a curated record.
UCACUUUCUGCGUAGAUGAACGCUCUUUUUAGAGCGUGCCACCAGGAUAUCUGCCACUCUGAUCUUAGUAAGAGCAGACGACAGUUGCAAGUCACAGUCAAGAGUGUUCGUUUGGAUUCUAGGAAUAAUAUAUCCGGGGACUUUGAUUUUUUCUGUGUUGUCUGCAACAGUUCUAAAGAUAUGGCCAACGAUUUUCUUGUCUCUAAAUGGAAGAUCUGGUAUAAAUCUCUUGAUGUUAACCAUGACGGUAAAAUAUCCAAGGAGGACGUCGAAGAAUCUAGGAGCAAGUUCACUGAGCUCCAUCAUUUAGAAGCGGAUAAGAAAAAGCAGGUAGAAGAAAACUUCGAGAAAUGGUGGCUUGAGUAUAUAUUCCGUAACAGAACGGGAGAAAUUUCAGAAUCAGAAUUUGUUGAAGCCCUAAACAAAGACUUCAAGGCCGACAAGAAACAGUUUGUAAAACAAAUGCAGAAUUGUUUUGACACGAUGUUUGCAGUUAUAGACACAAAUCAAGAUAGGUCAAUUUCUGAGGAGGAAUUUCUUAUUGCUUUCAAGGCUUACGGCCACGAGAAUGUAGCUCUAGACACCAAGUUCUUUAAAGCCUACAACCCGGAUGCAAACGGACUUGUGCCUAUGAAAGAUAUCGUGGCAUCCUGGGUAGAUUUCACGUCUAGUGAGGACAGUUCUAAGCCUAGUGUUGUGAAAACAGCGUUCGAAUCAGGCGUAUAACAAACUGACCAACUGACCCAGAGGGAAAAAAUGAAAUAUCCAAAAUUAUUAUUUUCCGACCAAAACUUUUCAAACAUUCAUACAUAAAUAUAGCUGUUAAAGAACAAAACAAAUAAAUUGCCUAGAAAAAAAGCGGGACUGCGUAAAUAUUACAUAAACAAAGAUUAAGAACAGAAUAAGUUUACAUGUAUAAAACCGUAUGUAUAUAAUUUGAUACUAGCAUAUGUAUUUUUCUACGUUAUAAUGACAAAGAUUAUUAUGUGCUGAACAAACUACGUGAGAAGCAAUCAACGAAUUCAAGUAUAGUACUGGAUAGCUUUAUGCGCUGAACAAACUACAUGAGAAGCAAUCAACGAAUUCAAGUAUAGUACUGGAUAGCUUUAUUUUUUAUACUUUUCUAGCAUACUAACGUGUACUGAAUGUAACAAAUUUAUCACUUUUCAUUCCCAUGUUGUUAAUGGAUUGUUUGUAUAAAGAAUAAAAUCUUCUGACCACUUUGUGGAAUAUGAUAAAUGUUAA